AGUGCGGCCGCCGCGCCGCCGUCCGCCAACUCGGGAGCUCGCGCUCCCGGGCCGUGGGGGCGAGAACGCCGGCGACGGCGAGCGACGCCCCCAGGCAGCCGCAAACUUCGCGGCGUCCGCAGUCUGGCGAGCCAGACACCUGGUAACGUCAAAUCCAAUUCCUCAACCCGAUCGGAGCGAUGGAGGCUGUGGUCGCCAGGGCGUCCGGGCCGCCCGCCCCUGCCUAGCCACUAGCUAGGGACCAACAGCGCCACGGCGAGCCAGAGUGGAGGGAAGAGGGAGUCUGUCUGCAAAGUGCUGCUCCCUGGUGCUCAGAGGCGGCUGCUCCAGCUCCAACUCUCAUUCAUUUCGCCGGUUAACAUGAGAGAUCAUGGCCGCCUUCGGGCUUCUCAGCUAUGAGCAGAGACCGCUGAAGCGCCCGCGGCUCGGGCCGCCCGACGUCUACCCGCAGGACCCUAAGCAGAAGGAGGAUGAACUUACAGCCGUGAAUGUAAAGCAGGGAUUCAACAACCAGCCAGCCUUCACUGGAGAUGAACAUGGCUCCGCCAGAAACAUUGUAAUCAACCCAUCCAAGAUUGGUGCGUAUUUCAGCAGCAUAUUGGCCGAGAAACUGAAGCUUAACACUUUCCAGGACACCGGAAAGAAGAAACCCCAAGUUAAUGCUAAAGAUAAUUACUGGCUGGUCACUGCUCGAUCACAGAGUGCCAUUCAUAGUUGGUUCUCUGACCUAGCAGGGAAUAAACCACUUGCUAUCUUGGCAAAAAAGGAGCUGCCUCUGACCAAGUCAGGUGUCCCUCAGGUCCCCAUCCUCAGUAAAAAAGAGGACGUCUUUGCAUAUUUAGCUAAGUAUUCUGUGCCAAUGGUUCGAGCGACGUGGUUGAUCAAGAUGACUUGUGCCUAUUACUCUGCUAUUUCUGAAGCUAAAAUUAAGAAACGCCAGGCUCCGGAUCCCAAUUUGGAGUGGACACAGAUAUCUACCAGAUACCUCAGAGAGCAGUUGGUCAAAAUCUCUGAUUUUUACCACAUGGCUUCCAGUACAGGUGACGGUCCUGUCCCUGUGCCACCAGAGGUCGAGCAAGCCAUGAAGCAGUGGGAGUACAACGAGAAGCUGGCAUUUCACAUGUUCCAGGAAGGAAUGUUGGAAAAGCAUGAGUAUUUGACAUGGAUCCUGGACGUCUUAGAGAAGAUCAGACCAGUGGAUGACAGCCUUCUGAAGCUCCUUUUGCCUCUGAUGUUGCAGUAUUCAGAUGAGUUUGUUCAGUCAGCCUACCUGUCUCGUCGUCUAGCGUAUUUUUGUGCCCGGCGUCUUUCCUUACUACUGAGUGAUAGCCCCAACCUCCUUGCUGCUCACUCACCCCACAUGAUAAUCGGAACAAAUAACACGAGUAUCGGGACCCCCAGUCCUGGCACCCCUGGGCCUGGUAUGAGCCCUGUGCAGCUGGCCUUCUCGGAUUUCCUUUCCUGUGCACAGCAUGGCCCCUUGGUUUAUGGACUUAGUUGUAUGUUGCAGACUGUCACUCUAUGUUGCCCAAGUGCCUUGGUGUGGAAUUAUUCCACAAACGAAAAUAAGAUCGCAAACCCAGGCUCUCCCCUGGAUCUGCUGCAGGUUGCCCCGUCCAGCCUCCCCAUGCCGGGUGGGAACACAGCCUUCAAUCAGCAGGUUAGGGCCAGGAUUUAUGAGGUAGAACAGCAGAUAAAGCAACGAGGCCGUGCGGUGGAAGUUCGGUGGUCUUUUGACAAGUGUCAAGAGUCGACGGCAGGAGUGACUAUUAGUCGGGUUUUGCACACACUGGAAGUCUUAGAUCGUCAUUGUUUCGACCGAACUGAUUCCAGCAAUUCAAUGGAGACUCUUUAUCAUAAAAUUUUCUGGGCAAACCAAAACAAAGAUAACCAAGAGGUUGCCCCCAAUGAUGAAGCUGUGGUGACAUUGUUAUGUGAAUGGGCCGUGAGCUGCAAACGGUCUGGCAAGCACAGGGCCAUGGCUGUGGCCAAACUCUUGGAGAAAAGGCAAGCAGAGAUUGAGGCCGAGAGAUGUGGGGAAUCAGAAGUCCUAGACGAGAAAGAGUCAAUUUCUUCAGCAUCUCUUGCUGGGUCUAGUUUGCCUGUUUUCCAGAAUGUUUUGCUGAGAUUUUUAGAUACACAGGCCCCAUCGCUGUCGGACCCAAACAGUGAAUGUGAGAAGGUAGAAUUUGUGAAUCUGGUGCUGCUCUUCUGUGAGUUUAUCCGCCACGAUGUCUUCUCCCAUGAUGCAUACAUGUGCACCCUCAUCUCUCGAGGAGACUUGUCGGUUACUGCCUCCACAGGGCUGCGAUCACCAGCUGGAGAGAAUUCAGAUGAACACUAUUCAAAGGAUCAUGAUAUGAAGAUGGAGAUUUUUUCUCCCAUGCCUGGAGAAUCCUGUGAGAAUAUCAACCCUUCCUUGAGCAGAAGAAUGUCAGUCAAUGGUGAGAAACUGCUAAAGAGAGAAAAACCAAGAGAAUUAAUUUUCCCAUCAAAUUACGACCUCCUCCGACACCUACAGUAUGCAACCCACUUUCCUAUACCUCUGGAUGAAUCUUCAAGUCAUGAAUGUAACCAGCGCACAAUCCUUCUCUAUGGAGUCGGAAAAGAGCGUGACGAAGCCAGGCAUCAGCUGAAGAAGAUUACCAAAGAUAUCCUCAAAAUCCUGAACAAGAAGAGCACCACAGAAUCAGGGGUUGGAGACGAAGGACAGAAAGCCAGGAAGAACAAGCAGGAAGUUUUUCCAACCCCGGAAAAUGUGUUCAUGAAACUCCAGCUCCUCUCGUACUUUGAUCAGCAUCAAGUAACCUCUCAGAUCUCUAACAAUGUGCUGGAACAAAUCACAAGCUUUGCGUCUGGAACGUCCUAUCACCUCCCCUUGGCUCACCAUAUUCAGCUCAUCUUUGAUCUCAUGGAGCCAGCGCUGAACAUCAACGGGCUAAUUGACUUCGCCAUUCAGUUGCUGAAUGAACUGAGUGUGGUGGAAGCAGAGCUGCUCCUGAAGUCUUCUAGUCUGGCAGGAAGUUACACUACCGGACUGUGUGUCUGCAUCGUGGCCGUUCUUAGGCGGUACCAUAGUUGCCUGAUCCUAAAUCCUGAUCAGACAGCCCAGGUGUUUGAAGGGUUGUGUGGUGUGGUGAAGCAUGUUGUCAACCCCUCGGAAUGUUCUUCCCCUGAAAGAUGUAUCUUGGCCUACCUCUAUGACCUCUAUGUAUCUUGCAGCCACCUCAGAAGUAAAUUUGGAGACCUUUUUAGUAGUGCCUGUUCAAAAGUAAAGCAGACCAUCUAUAAUAAUGUAAUGCCUGCAAAUUCCAACUUACGCUGGGAUCCAGACUUUAUGAUGGAUUUUAUUGAGAACCCCUCUGCAAGAAGCAUCAACUACUCAAUGCUGGGCAAGCUCCUCAAUGACAAUGCUGCCAAUCGGUACAGCUUUGUGUGCAACACCCUCAUGAAUGUGUGCAUGGGACACCAGGAUGCCGGCCGGAUAAAUGACAUAGCCAAUUUCUCCUCUGAGCUAACUGCUUGCUGUACAGUUCUGAGUUCUGAGUGGCUGGGGGUUCUGAAGGCUCUAUGUUGUUCCUCAAAUCAUGUGUGGGGAUUUAAUGAUGUCCUGUGCACUGUGGAUGUGAGUGACCUUUCAUUCCAUGACUCAUUAGCUACUUUCAUUGCUAUCCUGAUAGCACGACAGUGUUUCUCCCUGGAAGAUGUCGUGCAACAUGUCGCACUUCCCUCUCUCCUAGCAGCAGCUUGUGGAGAUGCAGAUGCAGAACCCGGGGCAAGAAUGACAUGCCGCCUCCUGCUUCACCUCUUCCGAGCCCCGCAGGCCUGCUUUUUCCCUCAGGCAACAGGCAAACCUUUCCCCGGAAUAAGAUCAUCUUGUGAUAGACACCUCUUAGCUGCAGCUCACAACAGCAUAGAAGUGGGAGCUGUUUUUGCUGUCUUAAAGGCAAUUAUGAUGCUUGGAGAUGCCAAGAUUGGCAGUAACAAUGUCAACACUUUAAAGAAUGAUGACUUCAGCAUGAGGGGUUUACGACGUGACGGGAAUGCCGAGGAUGCCUGGGCCACCUCACAGAACUCAAAAUCUUAUGGAAAAAGUAUUUCCAUAGAAACUGCCAAUCUGAGAGAAUACGCUAGAUAUGUACUGAGGACCAUCUGCCAGCAGGAAUGGAUAGGAGAACAUUGCUUAAAAGAACCAGAGCGACUAUGUACAGACAAAGAACUGAUAUUGGACCCCGUGCUUUCAAACAUGCAAGCACAGAAACUGUUGCAGCUUAUCUGCUACCCUCACGGCAUUAAGGAGUGUACAGAGGGGGACAACCUGCAAAGACAACACAUCAAGCGCAUUCUUCAGAAUCUUGAGCAGUGGACAUUGAGACAGUCCUGGCUAGAGCUUCAGCUCAUGAUCAAACAGUGCUUGAAGGACCCUAGCUCCGGUUCUGUGGCCGAAAUGAAUAACUUACUGGACAAUAUUGCAAAGGCAACAAUAGAAGUCUUCCAGCAGUCUGCAGACCUAAAUAAUAAUGCCUCCAAUCCUGGCAUGAGCCUCUUCAACCCAAACACUAUUGGAAGUGUUGAUCCGAGUAGCACAAGACAGAAUGGAAUAAAGACAUUCUUAAGUUCCUCUGAACGCAGGGGUGUGUGGCUGGUGGCCCCCCUCAUCGCCAGGCUGCCGACGUCUGUGCAGGGAAGAGUGUUGAAAGCUGCUGGGGAAGAGCUGGAGAAGGGACAGCACCUGGGUUCUUCUUCAAAAAAGGAAAGAGAUAGGCAGAAGCAGAAAAGUAUGUCUCUUUUGAGUCAGCAACCUUUCCUCUCCUUGGUCCUUACCUGCCUUAAGGGGCAAGAUGAGCAACGGGAAGGCCUCCUAACAUCUCUGCAGAAUCAAGUUAAUCAGAUUUUAAGUAACUGGAGGGAAGAGAGAUACCAAGACGAUACUAAAGCCCGCCAGAUGAUGCAUGAGGCUUUGCAGCUUCGCCUGAAUCUGGUAGGAGGAAUGUUUGACACGGUACAGCGGAGCACGCAGGGAACCACUGACUGGGCCCUCCUACUCCUCCAGAUAAUUACUUCAGGAACUGUUGACAUGCACACUAACAAUGAAUUAUUCACAACGGUUCUUGACAUGCUGGGUGUUUUAAUCAAUGGGACAUUGGCUUCUGACCUAUCAACUGCUUCCCCCGGGGGAUCAGAAGAGAACAAACGUGCAUACAUGAAUUUAGUAAAGAAACUGAAAAAAGAACUAGGAGACAAGAGGUCAGAAAGCAUUGACAAAGUUCGACAGUUGCUACCUUUGCCAAAGCAGACUUGCGAUGUUAUCACGUGUGAACCCAUGGGUUCUUUGAUUGAUACCAAGGGAAACAAAAUUGCUGGAUUUGACUCUAUUGAUAAAAAACAGGCAAGAGGUCUCCAGGUCUCAACAAAGCAGAAAGUGUCCCCAUGGGACCUCUUUGAGGGUCAGAAGAACCCAGCUCCUCUGUCCUGGGCCUGGUUCGGCACUGUCCGUGUGGACCGGAAGGUGGUCAAGUAUGAGGAGCAGCACCACUUCCUUCUGUACCACACACACACCAUGCCCAAGCCCCGAAGCUACUACCUCGAGCCACUUCCCCUACCUCCUGAGGAGGAAGAGGAAGAACCCACAUCUCCAGUUUCUCAGGAACCAGAAAGGAAAUCAGCUGAUCUGUCAGAUCAAGGAAAAACUACAGCUGAUGAAGAGAAGAAGACAAAGGGAAGGAAGCGGAAGACAAAAUCAAGCUCACGCAUCGAUGAGUAUCAACAGACCAACAUAUACCGAGUGCCUCCUAAUUACUCCCCCAUGUCCUCCCAAAUGAUUCAUCAUCCGCAGCCUGCACUCUGGGGUUACAACCUGGUGAGCCAGCCUCAGCAGCCCGGCUUUUUCCUUCAGAAUCAGUCUCUGAAUCCAGGUGGCUCCAGAUUGGACCCUGCUGGCUCCUUUGUCCCCACCAAUACCAAGCAAGCUUUGUCCAACAUGCUUCAGAGACGCUCAGGCGCCAUGUUGCAGCCACCCUCCCUUCAUGCAGUCACGUCUCAGCAGCAGCUGCUACAGAUGAAGCUUCUGCAGCAGCAGCAGCAGCAACAGCAGCAGCAGCAGCAGCGGCUUCUCAGGCAGGCCCAGACUCGACCUUUCCAACAGGGCCAGCCAGGGGACCAGGCUGCUCUCUUUACUGCACAAGCACGGCCCUCCCCUCAGCUCCCUCAGUAUCCAGGGCUGCAACAAGCACAGACCAUGCCCCAGGGCUACACAAUGUAUGGAACACAGAUGCCUUUGCAACAGGCAGCUCAGCAGCAGCCUGGUGGUGUGGUCCUUUCCCCCAGCUACAACUCCAGGGCCUAUCCGGCUGCACAUUCCAGCCCAGCGCUGAUGGAAAGACUCCGACAGCUUCAGCAGCAGCCAAGUGGCUACGUGCAGCAGCAGGCCUCCCCGUACCUGCAGCCCGUAGCCGGCUCUCAGAGACUGAACCAUCAGGCUCUACAGCAGAGCCCUCUGGUGGGCGGGGGAAUUGACGCUGUGCUGACUUCUGCACAUCCCAACCUCCCCUCGGUGCCCCUGCCUCAGGACCCAAUGAGGCCCAGACAGCAACAAGUUCGACAGCAGCAGAGACUCCUCCAGAUGCAGCAGCCCCAGCAGGCCCCCCAGCCCCAGCAGCCCUCACAGCCCCAGAGUCAGGCCCUUGGUCUCCAAGCAAUGCAGCCCCAGCAGCCUUUGUUCCCCAGGCAAGGCUUGCAGCAGACCCAGCAACAGCAACAGACAGCCGCCCUGGUGCGACAGCUCCAGAAGCAGCUUUCUAGUAACCAGCCACAGCAAGGAGUGACUCCCUGUGCACACCCUUCACACUUUUGAAUGAAAAAAGAAGACAUGAAGUUUUUGUUUGCACUGAAAACCAGAAAAUCAGAUUUAGUAGUCAUCAUAAGAAGUCUCCCUUGGUCUUUGGUUUAUUUAUGUUUUCCUAUAUUUUAUGCUACUUUUCAUGCAGAGGUAUUUAAAUAAGUAAAGGAGUCGUGGUUUGGUUUUUGUCGUAUUUAAAGUAGGUUUUAAAAUGUGGAUCAUGCAGGCCUACUACUCCAGAUAGUGUGGUAGCAGACCUUUUGAAACUGGUGCUUUUUUAUCUCAUAUUUACAUAAAGAAUGAAUUAUGGUAGGUUUAAAUAUUUAUGUAUUCACUAAUGAUUUUUUUUUUCCCUAACCCGUGGUGGACCAAACUACUGAUUUGAAAGAUCUUGCAGGUCUCACGGGAGUGGACACACUCGCUUUUCACUCGACCGUGGUGGUGGGGUGAACAUUUGUUAGCAUCACUUUAAUUUGAAAUGUUGAUCAUUUCAUAAGCACUUUAUGAACUUCGUUCGCAUUUAUGAAGGACUUUGCUUCGCUUUUGUUGUGGUCUAAAGGUGCUGAAACAGAUUGUUGCUUAGUACUUCCACUUCUUCAGGGCUUCUGCAAGAGCCACCCUGAGAUCUGUGGGAGCCUCUUAGAAGCAGCUGCCCUCAAAUAUGUUCCCAGUGGCAAAAUCUUUACCCAGAUUCUUCAAGAAGGUACAACACAUAACCACGGGAGGCCAGAAGAACCACGGUGGAAUCAGUUCAUUUACUUACUGCCAGUUUUGGUGAAAAAAAAAAAAAAAAAAACUGUCCAGUUUAGGUUCUUCAGAACUUCAUGCCAACUUGAGAAAAAAAAAAAAUCUCACAGCUGGCCUUAGAUUCCACAGUGCUCAGACUUAACAUGGUUUCCAGAGAAUCUGGCCCCACAGUCCAGAGGGUUCUGGUAGUCAUCAAAGGUAUACUUGCUGUUAAUUUUGUAUGGUAAGUAUUUACAAUUUUGAAUUUAAUUAUUAAUGUUGGUGUCAGUCUUGGUUGUGUAUUGCUUAUACUGUAUUUAUAAACUGGUGCAAAAAGCACAAGUAAAGUAAAUUAUACAUCAAAUUUAUUAUAAAGAAAUAGUAACUAUUUUAACUUUGUUCAAGUAUGUGGUAAUUUGCUCCUAUUAGAGUGAAAAAAAUACAGUAAAUUAUUAUCAGUUUGUGUAACUUAAGAGUAUUCCGUAUAAUAUUUUUUUAGAAUUAGAUGCAUACAAUUUUGAAUGUGAAGAUUGCAGGGCAUUUGAAGACAUGUAGGGAUCUUUCCCUGUUCUUUGUUGGGUUCACUUUCUUUUUGCCGUAUGAUUUCACAUGUAAUGUAGUCAAGCAUACUGUGAAUAGAUUGUCUAUGAAGAGCAAACCCUGUAGAACUACUUUUUUAAAAUGUAGCUAGUACAAUUUCAGAGGAUUUCUUUCGCAGAUCAUUAUUAGAAAUAAUUUAUAUCUUCCUAGGUGAGUUACCCAUUGCAAAGUUUGACUCAUUCAAAUGACCUCAGAUCCAUGUUUGCUUACUUUGCCAUGGUGACAUCAUGUGAACUGCUUUGUACACUGUGAAAUACCCCCCUCCAGCCUGAUUGUUUUGUGUUUACUCUGGGCUGGAAAAGACUUUGCCAAACAUUAAAGACCAUUCUUUCCCCUGAGCUCACAUUCUCUCUGUUCUCAGACAGUGCAGUACAUUUCAGUGGUCCCGUAUGUCUGCUUUACUUUCCUCUCCAGAGUCAUUCUUAAAAUUCACAAAGCUAUUCCCCCCGACACACCCCAAGGUAAUAUACCAGUUGACUGCAUUUGCAAACCCACCAAAGUGUGAAUGUUGUGCCUAGUGAAUGGGUCAUGUCCUGUCCUCUCUGGUCUUUAUUCAAUGGUUGUCGAUGGUUAAAACUCCAGUUUCAGUUUGAACCUUAUAUUUUUGUAGCUCAGUAUUGUAGACAGCAGAAUGAGUGUUAGCAUUGCAUAGCAUUUGUAUGCACUUUACAGUUUGCAGAAGUUAAUUUAUUAAUCAUUUUGCACAUUGAAGGCUAUGGUUAUUUUGUUGUCGUUGUUUUGUUUGUUAAGAUGAGGAAGGUAAAUCUUGCUAAAGUUCUCCUCUAGUUCUGAGAUGCUGUGGGGGAUGAGGAAAAACCUAGAGCUAUUUUUCCCUGUGCAUUCAAAGGAAAGCAACUGGAAUUUUAAAUUUAGUUAUUAUAUUUACUGCCACUUAAUUCUGCAUUCUGAGAGGAUUUUUUUUUCUUUCACAUAGCUAAUGCAUGUGGUUGGCAUUAAAAUUGUCCUAAGGAAAAGCUCUAUUGCAGAACCUUAUCCAUUGCCGGGUGGGUUACAGAUAAGAAAUUAAAGAAACAGAUCUUGAAAAUUAAUGGAAUUGGGUCUACUUACCAUUUCUGGCUAUAAGAACCCCUUAACACGUGUUAUAUUGUUAGCCGAUUCCUUAGAGUGUGGCAUUUCUUGUUUUAUGUAUCUUUUUUCAUCCAAAAGUAGAGGGAGAUUACUCUACAGUGGGUAUCAUUUGACCUCUGGCACACAUACAGUACAAAUAUUAACUGUACUCAGCUCAUGUCUGAGGUAGGGGCCAAAAGAAAGUAGGCAUUAUGCAGACCCAGUGAAGUCAAGUCCCAAAUGACUGGCACAAGCUAACAAAGUCUUAGUAUUCCGAGCUGACUGAAUGACUUUUGCUUUUUUAUUUACAAGGCGCCUACAAUUUAUAAAUAGAUGAAAUUUGGACACAAGUCAGAGAAAUUAUUCUAUAAAAUCCAAGCCUUUAGAAUAAAAGAGGUAAAUCAUAUGGUACCCUCACAUAUAUUUGGUUAAAUUAAACAUGUAAUAUUAGUACGGUAAAUUAUAAAAAUAAGAUCCAAAAUUUAAAUACGGUGAAACUUCAUUAUAUAAAAGCAGUCAUCUAGACUCUUGGAGAGGGAUUCCUCCUUAGAAAAUGUUUCUUAAGAAUGGCUCUAAACCAUGGGUGCCUGAGCUAGGUUUUAAAGUUAUAAAGAAGUUUCAUUGUACCUGUAAAGCAUUCCAGGACAAGAGAGGUGUGGACAGAUGUGAAACACACUUUGCACUUCCCAAUGUGUGAGCAUUAGGCUACCCUUUACAUGGAGAAAAG
Arvicanthis niloticus (Nile rat) is the source of this 9959-nucleotide messenger RNA. The record is from RefSeq and is a predicted model, not a curated record. Lineage: Eukaryota; Metazoa; Chordata; Mammalia; Rodentia; Muridae.